GGCGGUGCUGGGGCGGUCUCGCCGGCUCGGACGCUCCGCAGCCUGGGGUCCCUGCGGGCUGCUCUCGGCGUCGUCCCGGGGACUGGCCGCGUGGGGCGCGGGGGCGCCCGGGGCCGCUGGCGCCAUCCCGGUGGGGUCCCGGGGCCCCUGGCCUCGGUCCUCCGGGGUGCUGGGGGGUUGUGGGCCUCUGCGCUUGCUCCCGUGGGGCGCGGUACUUAGGGACCUCGCGGGUUUCCCCCGGGGUUGCUACCCUGUGUGCUGCGGGGCUGGUGGUCCCCGGGCUGGCUGCUGUGGCUCGCAGGGGGCUACGGGGCCUGCUCCAGCCCUGUGCCCCCUCAAAAAGCAGGCAGGGCUUUGCCGGUUGCAGGGACCCCGCAGCGCUCGGGGCCUCGCUCUGCUCUGGCCACCCCCCCAGCACCUCCAGCGUGCAGGGCCUUGUGGCAGAGCCGCUGCAGGCAGGGUCCACCCUUGGGCCUGGGUCCUGCCUGCCCGUGGGCCCCUCCUGUGCCCAGAUAACGGCAGUUUGCAGCUCUGCCUGAGGGAGAUAAUUUGAAUGCACCUCUGUGGUGUGUGGGAGGAGAUCCCUGCACUGGCCUUCCUUAUCCUUUAGAAACACACAGGGAGGGAGGAAGGCCGUGUUUUUUUCUAAAUGUUAAACUGCUGGAAAGGGUUGUUUGUUUUAAAAGGAGGAAAAAGUCCUUUGGAAACCAGGCAGCACCAGGGUCUGCCUGCCAGAGACCUGUGUCGGUGAAGACGCUACUGCCAUGCUGGAAGCCCCUGGAUGGUCUGUGCAUGUAGCAGAACACGAUGCCUUUCCUGCACGGCUUCCGCAGGAUCAUCUUUGAGUAUCAGCCCCUGGUAGAUGAGAUCUUGGGGCUGCUGGCGAUACAGAAUGCGGAAGGGCAGAGCACCCUUGAGAGGUAACUAGGUGUGGGGCUAAACACCCAAUUGGUGUUUUAGGGGGUGAUAGCUGGAGCUCAGUGCUACGGCCAAGGUCAGACAUGGCACUGGCUGGGAACAAAUGCCAUUCCCAGUGAGCAGCUCAUCCCACAGACCCUUCUCUUGCUGCUGUUCUCAGGGAAUAUGGUGGGGAGCAGAGCAAGGACUACAUGUGCUCCCCAGGAACAGCUCUUUGCCUCCACCAUGGCAGUAAGACCUAAACUGGGGUUUAGCUGUGACCCUGAUGCUGCUGCAUAACCCCACAGCCAGUGGGGUAGAGGGGUCACAAGAGGAGAGACCAGGAUUUUUCUUCUUCCCUGGUGCUACUUUGACCCUUGCACACCCUGAGAUGUGUGCUGUUCAAGUGAGUAACUGGUUGGUUUUGUGUGUCUUGAGUCCUGCCUGUCUGAGCAGUGACAGGAGCCAGCUCUCAGCUGUGAGACGAGUCUUGGAGAGGGAGACACACUCCCCGUUUUAUCAGGAAGGUGUGAGCUAUGCCCUGCUGAAGGUCACCGAGCUGGGUCUUGUCCCUGCUGCAGAAAUCCUCUUGGAGUUCGGAGCUGACCUCAGCUUUGAAGAUCCAGUCACCUACUACACCCCUCUGCACAUUGCAGUGCUCCGCAACCAGUCGGAUAUGGUGGAGCUCUUGGUGAACCAUGGGGCCGACAUCAACCGGAGAGAUCGGAUCCAUGAGAGCAGUCCCCUUGAUCUGGCCAGUGAGGAGCCUGAGCGGUUGCCAUGCCUCCAGCGGCUGCUUCAGCUGGGGGCCGACAUCAAUGCAGCUGACAAAAAUGGAAAGACAGCGCUGUUGCAUGCCCUGGCCAGCAGUGAUGGUGUCCAGAUCCACAACACUGAGAGUAUCCGUCUCCUGUUGGAAGGAGGUGCGGACGUCAGGGCCACCACCAAAGAUGGUGACACUGUCUUCACCUACAUUAUCUUCCUGCUGGGAGAGAUGGUGUGCAGCAACACUGAGGAGGCACAGGUGAUCAGUCGCUUCUGCUUUCAUGUCACACAGCUGCUUCUGGCCCAUGGAGCCAACCCCAGCGAGUGCCCGGCCCCCGAAUCCCUCACCCACCUCUGCUUCAAAAGCUUCAAACGACACUUCCCACUGCUGCGUUUCUUGCUGGAGUCAGGUGCUGCCUACAACUGCUCCCUCCAUGGUCCCUCAUGUUGGUCAGGCUUCCACAUCGUCUUUGAGUGCCUCUGCUCACACCUCAGUGUCUCUGAAGAUGAUGGUUUCUCUACAGACCUCAUCCAGAAGGGUCAGACUCUGCUGGAGCUCAUGAUGGCUAGUUCACAAGCUGUCCAGCUGCCCAGCAACUUUGAGGUCAACACCAGCAGCUGUAGGUACCACGGGGAGAAGAUCAGGACUCUCUUCUGCUCUCUGAAGCACCUGGAGCGCUCCCCGCAGGCACUGAAACAUCUCUGUAGGGUGUUUAUCCGGCAGCGCCUUAAGCCAUGGCCAGUAGAUGUCAAAAUCAAGGCUCUACCUCUUCCAGACAGGCUGAAGUGGUACCUCCUCAUUGACCACACUGCUGCAGGGCAUGAGGACCUCUGAUCUUGACUAAUGCCUCUCUGUCUCCCCGCCUCCAUGGCCAUGGUGUGCCUACAGCCACCAAAUCUCCUCUCUGGGCCAGUUUUCUCUGCAGCAAGAGGUGUUGCUGUCUGUGCACCAGCUUGGCUGGUGCUGCACAUGGUGUCCCCCUCUGCUGCGUUUUUGGGGCAGGGUGUGUGUGUGCAGCUUUGGACACAAUGCCACAUGCGUGUCUGCAGAGGCCUUGUUGCUCUGGGGCACGUUGUGAGCACGUGGGCAGAGCUCUGUGGCUCCCUGGUGGUGAAGAGAGCCCCAUGGCACCGGGCAGCUGGAUACUGUGGGCAGAAGAGGACUGGUUUGUGUGGAUUUUAAGAAAAAGCCUGGUGGGCAGGAUCAGUGGGCUGGUUGGGGGGUGUGACUAGACAGGCAGCCUGUCCCCUCUCUGGACUCUGCUGGGUCCCAGGCAGGUGAAGCAGUGCCUUAUGCAACUGGCAAAGUUGUGAGUGCCUCGGGGUGCUGGGAGGAGAGGUGUUCCCUGUUAGAGGAGUGCUGGCAUCGGUGUCCUGGGUUCCUGCCUCUGUCCCUGGUGGUGGGAGCGGGUCCGGCAUCUCCAUGUGGAAGUGGAUGCCUUCCUCGCUCAUGUGGGCUCCUGAAACCAGGGGUGGGGGCGAGGGGAAGCAGGACUGGCAGUGGUGGAUGGCUGCUCCGCGCCCUUCGAGUUUCUGCAUCCCGUCCUCCUGGCACAGAGGACCAUCCACCAAGGACACCUCAGAGGUGCUGGGCUCCAAAACAGAUAGACAGUGGGUGUUUCUUGGCUUUGUAGUGUUUCCUCUGCAAGGAGGAAUGACGGGUGGCUGACUGCCCAGUGUCUUGUGCCUCCCUCCCUGUUCCUUGGCGGACUUCUCCCGCAACCCUACUCUCCAGUGCCUCCUUUCCAGGAACAAGACGUUGCGGUAGGACUUGGGGUUUUCUUUCCAACCUGCUACCGGAACCUGCGAACUCUGGGGCUGUGUGUGGAGGUCCCAUGUCCCAGCCUUGUCACAGCCAUCAGGCUCCUUCUAGGCAUCUGCUUCCUUGUGAUGUGCCAGAGACUGGCUGCGGAGCUGAGUCCCCCACGUUUUCAUUGUUUUGGUUUUUGUUUGUCAUGGGGGACAGAUGCAGAAGAGGAUGAAAAAAGGAAAAAUCUAUCCUGAGUAGGUAGUUUAUAGCAGGUGGAUCUGAGAUCUGCUUGCAGCUUGGCUGCAGAAGAGUUGUCUCCCCCCCCAUUGUCCUUCUGGCAGCAUCUGAGUUUUACCCUCUCCUGCCAUGUGGAACUGGAGCUGUGCAUCUUGAUGAACUGAUGUUUAAAAAAAACCUAGUAGUAAUGUGAUCAAAUACUCCCCUGGUGCCUGGAAUGGGAAAUGAGCAAUUAAACGAGGCUUUUUAUUGUAA
This is a messenger RNA of Falco peregrinus (peregrine falcon), 3904 nucleotides long. It is a transcript of the gene ASB6, whose product is annotated as ankyrin repeat and SOCS box containing 6. The record is from RefSeq and is a predicted model, not a curated record. The coding region runs from base 1184 to 2497 and encodes 437 amino acids. Lineage: Eukaryota; Metazoa; Chordata; Aves; Falconiformes; Falconidae. Gene Ontology annotation, cellular component: BRCA1-BARD1 complex. Gene Ontology annotation, biological process: intracellular signal transduction; protein ubiquitination. Gene Ontology annotation, molecular function: protein binding. The transcript is spliced from 5 exons.